This is a messenger RNA of Staurois parvus, 362 nucleotides long. The record is from the annotation of a GenBank genome assembly. Lineage: Eukaryota; Metazoa; Chordata; Amphibia; Anura; Ranidae.
UUUUAAUUACUUCAAUGCAGGGCACUUCUACCCCCUUCCUGCCCCUCGGGCACUUCUACCCCCUUCCUGCCUACAGGGCACUUCUACCCCCUUCCUGCCCCUCGGGCACUUCUACCCCCUUCCUGCCCCUCGGGCACUUAUACCCCCUUCCUGCCCAGGCCACUUUAACCCCUCACCUGCUGGACACUUCUACUCCCUUCCUGCCUACAGGACACUUCUACCCCCUUCCUGCCUACAGGGCACUUCUACCCCCUUCCUGCCUACCGGACACUUCUACCCCCUUCCUGCCUACAGGGCACUUCUACCCACUUCCUGCCUACCGGACACUUCUACCCCCUUCCACCCUACAGGGCACUUCUACC